This is a messenger RNA of Alosa sapidissima (American shad), 19809 nucleotides long. RefSeq names its product mucin-19. The record is from RefSeq and is a predicted model, not a curated record. The transcript is spliced from 11 exons. NCBI's taxonomy places the organism in Eukaryota, Metazoa, Chordata, Actinopteri, Clupeiformes, Clupeidae. Bases 69 to 19511 code for a protein of 6480 amino acids.
GCUCUGAGAAGCCCAGCUCAGCGCCGAUAAGCACUCAGACAUCUGGCUCGCCCUCCACCCUGGUGACGAUGACCACGCAAGAGGUCGCUUCUUCCACGCAAACGACAGGCAAGACAGCUGCAACUACAGCUUUUGCCUCCACGGGGUCAACUGCACAGUCCAGCACUGCUUCAGCUGCCACCACAGGGACCACUGGCGUUUCAUCAAGCUCUGAGAAUCCCAGCUCAACACCGAUAAGCACUCAGACAUCUGGCUCGCCCUCCACCCCAGUGACGACAGCCAUGCAAGGCACAGACUCUUCCACUCAGACAACUGGCAAGGAAACUGCAAGUACAGCUUUCGCCUCCACAAGCUCAACUGCACAGGCCAGCACUAGUUCAGUUGCCACCACAGGGACCACUGAUAUUUCAUCUGCAGCAGCCACAACCUCCGCCCAACUCACAGAGACGUCCAAGCCAUCCACAGUCCAACCAAGCACUUCAGCAAGCUCUGAGAAGCCCAGUUCUGCACCAGUAAGCACUGGCUCUCAAACAACUGGCAAGGAAACAACAAGUACUGCUUUCGCCUCCACGGGAUCAACUGCACAGUCCAGCACUGCUUUAGCUGCCACCACGGGGACCACUGGCGUUUCAUCUGCGGCAUCCACAACCUCCGCCCAAGUCACAGAGACGUCCAAGUCAACAACAGUCCAACCAAGCACUUCAGCAAGUUCUGAGGAGCCCAGCUCGGCGCCAGUAAGCACUGGCACUCAAACAACUGGCAAGGAAACAGCAAGUACAGCUUUCGUCUCCACGGGCUCAAGUGCACAGUCCAGCACUGCUUCAGCUGCCACCACGGGGACAACUGGCAUUUCAUCUGCGCCAGCCACAACCUCCGCCCAAGUCACAGAGACGUCCAAGCCAUCCACAGUGCAACCAAGCACUUCAGCAAGCUCUGAGAAGCCCAGCUCAGCGCCGAUAAGCACUCAGACAUCUGGCUCGCCCUCCACCCUGGUGACGAUGACCACGCAAGAGGUCGCUUCUUCCACGCAAACGACAGGCAAGACAGCUGCAACUACAGCUUUUGCCUCCACGGGGUCAACUGCACAGUCCAGCACUGCUUCAGCUGCCACCACAGGGACCACUGGCGUUUCAUCUGCGGCAUCCACAACCUCCGCCCAAGUCACAGAGACGUCCAAGUCAACAACAGUCCAACCAAGCACUUCAGCAAGUUCUGAGGAGCCCAGCUCGGCACCAGUAAGCACUGGCACUCAAACAACUGGCAAGGAAACAGCAAGUACAGCUUUCGUCUCCACGGGCUCAAGUGCACAGUCCAGCACUGCUUCAGCUGCCACCACGGGGACAACUGGCAUUUCAUCUGCGCCAGCCACAACCUCCGCCCAAGUCACAGAGACGUCCAAGCCAUCCACAGUGCAACCAAGCACUUCAGCAAGCUCUGAGAAGCCCAGCUCAGCGCCGAUAAGCACUCAGACAUCUGGCUCGCCCUCCACCCUGGUGACGAUGACCACGCAAGAGGUCGCUUCUUCCACGCAAACGACAGGCAAGACAGCUGCAACUACAGCUUUUGCCUCCACGGGGUCAACUGCACAGUCCAGCACUGCUUCAGCUGCCACCACAGGGACCACUGGCGUUUCAUCAAGCUCUGAGAAUCCCAGCUCAACACCGAUAAGCACUCAGACAUCUGGCUCGCCCUCCACCCCAGUGACGACAGCCAUGCAAGGCACAGACUCUUCCACUCAGACAACUGGCAAGGAAACUGCAAGUACAGCUUUCGCCUCCACAAGCUCAACUGCACAGGCCAGCACUAGUUCAGUUGCCACCACAGGGACCACUGAUAUUUCAUCUGCAGCAGCCACAACCUCCGCCCAACUCACAGAGACGUCCAAGCCAUCCACAGUCCAACCAAGCACUUCAGCAAGCUCUGAGAAGCCCAGUUCUGCACCAGUAAGCACUGGCUCUCAAACAACUGGCAAGGAAACAGCAAGUACUGCUUUCGCCUCCACGGGGUCAACUGCACAGUCCAGCACUGCUUUAGCUGCCACCACGGGGACCACUGGAUUUUCAUCUGCGGCAUCCACAACCUCCGCCCAAGUCACAGAGACGUCCAAGUCAACAACAGUCCAACCAAGCACUUCAGCAAGUUCUGAGGAGCCCAGCUCGGCACCAGUAAGCACUGGCACUCAAACAACUGGCAAGGAAACAGCAAGUACAGCUUUCGUCUCCACGGGCUCAAGUGCACAGUCCAGCACUGCUUCAGCUGCCACCACGGGGACAACUGGCAUUUCAUCUGCGCCAGCCACAACCUCCGCCCAAGUCACAGAGACGUCCAAGCCAUCCACAGUGCAACCAAGCACUUCAGCAAGCUCUGAGAAGCCCAGCUCAGCGCCGAUAAGCACUCAGACAUCUGGCUCGCCCUCCACCCUGGUGACGAUGACCACGCAAGAGGUCGCUUCUUCCACGCAAACGACAGGCAAGACAGCUGCAACUACAGCUUUUGCCUCCACGGGGUCAACUGCACAGUCCAGCACUGCUUCAGCUGCCACCACAGGGACCACUGGCGUUUCAUCAAGCUCUGAGAAUCCCAGCUCAACACCGAUAAGCACUCAGACAUCUGGCUCGCCCUCCACCCCAGUGACGACAGCCAUGCAAGGCACAGACUCUUCCACUCAGACAACUGGCAAGGAAACUGCAAGUACAGCUUUCGCCUCCACAAGCUCAACUGCACAGGCCAGCACUAGUUCAGUUGCCACCACAGGGACCACUGAUAUUUCAUCUGCAGCAGCCACAACCUCCGCCCAACUCACAGAGACGUCCAAGCCAUCCACAGUCCAACCAAGCACUUCAGCAAGCUCUGAGAAGCCCAGUUCUGCACCAGUAAGCACUGGCUCUCAAACAACUGGCAAGGAAACAGCAAGUACUGCUUUCGCCUCCACGGGGUCAACUGCACAGUCCAGCACUGCUUUAGCUGCCACCACGGGGACCACUGGAUUUUCAUCUGCGGCAUCCACAACCUCCGCCCAAGUCACAGAGACGUCCAAGUCAACAACAGUCCAACCAAGCACUUCAGCAAGUUCUGAGGAGCCCAGCUCGGCACCAGUAAGCACUGGCACUCAAACAACUGGCAAGGAAACAGCAAGUACAGCUUUCGUCUCCACGGGCUCAAGUGCACAGUCCAGCACUGCUUCAGCUGCCACCACGGGGACAACUGGCAUUUCAUCUGCGCCAGCCACAACCUCCGCCCAAGUCACAGAGACGUCCAAGCCAUCCACAGUGCAACCAAGCACUUCAGCAAGCUCUGAGAAGCCCAGCUCAGCGCCGAUAAGCACUCAGACAUCUGGCUCGCCCUCCACCCUGGUGACGAUGACCACGCAAGAGGUCGCUUCUUCCACGCAAACGACAGGCAAGACAGCUGCAACUACAGCUUUUACCUCCACGGGGUCAACUGCACAGUCCAGCACUGCUUCAGCUGCCACCACAGGGACCACUGGCGUUUCAUCAAGCUCUGAGAAUCCCAGCUCAACACCGAUAAGCACUCAGACAUCUGGCUCGCCCUCCACCCCAGUGACGACAGCCAUGCAAGGCACAGACUCUUCCACUCAGACAACUGGCAAGGAAACUGCAAGUACAGCUUUCGCCUCCACAAGCUCAACUGCACAGGCCAGCACUAGUUCAGUUGCCACCACAGGGACCACUGAUAUUUCAUCUGCAGCAGCCACAACCUCCGCCCAACUCACAGAGACGUCCAAGCCAUCCACAGUCCAACCAAGCACUUCAGCAAGCUCUGAGAAGCCCAGUUCUGCACCAGUAAGCACUGGCUCUCAAACAACUGGCAAGGAAACAGCAAGUACUGCUUUCGCCUCCACGGGGUCAACUGCACAGUCCAGCACUGCUUUAGCUGCCACCACGGGGACCACUGGAUUUUCAUCUGCGGCAUCCACAACCUCCGCCCAAGUCACAGAGACGUCCAAGUCAACAACAGUCCAACCAAGCACUUCAGCAAGUUCUGAGGAGCCCAGCUCGGCACCAAUAAGCACUGGCACUCAAACAACUGGCAAGGAAACAGCAAGUACAGCUUUCGUCUCCACGGGCUCAAGUGCACAGUCCAGCACUGCUUCAGCUGCCACCACGGGGACAACUGGCAUUUCAUCUGCGCCAGCCACAACCUCCGCCCAAGUCACAGAGACGUCCAAGCCAUCCACAGUGCAACCAAGCACUUCAGCAAGUUCUGAGGAGCCCAGCUCGGCGCCAGUAAGCACUGGCACUCAAACAACUGGCAAGGAAACAGCAAGUACAGCUUUCGUCUCCACGGGCUCAAGUGCACAGUCCAGCACUGCUUCAGCUGCCACCACGGGGACAACUGGAUUUUCAUCUGCGGCAUCCACAACCUCCGCCCAAGUCACAGAGACGUCCAAGUCAACAACAGUCCAACCAAGCACUUCAGCAAGUUCUGAGGAGCCCAGCUCGGCACCAGUAAGCACUGGCACUCAAACAACUGGCAAGGAAACAGCAAGUACAGCUUUCGUCUCCACGGGCUCAAGUGCACAGUCCAGCACUGCUUUAGCUGCCACCACGGGGACAACUGGCAUUUCAUCUGCGCCAGCCACAACCUCCGCCCAAGUCACAGAGACGUCCAAGCCAUCCACAGUGCAACCAAGCACUUCAGCAAGCUCUGAGAAGCCCAGCUCAGCGCCGAUAAGCACUCAGACAUCUGGCUCGCCCUCCACCCUGGUGACGAUGACCACGCAAGAGGUCGCUUCUUCCACGCAAACGACAGGCAAGACAGCUGCAACUACAGCUUUUGCCUCCACGGGGUCAACUGCACAGUCCAGCACUGCUUCAGCUGCCACCACAGGGACCACUGGCGUUUCAUCAAGCUCUGAGAAUCCCAGCUCAACACCGAUAAGCACUCAGACAUCUGGCUCGCCCUCCACCCCAGUGACGACAGCCAUGCAAGGCACAGACUCUUCCACUCAGACAACUGGCAAGGAAACUGCAAGUACAGCUUUCGCCUCCACAAGCUCAACUGCACAGGCCAGCACUAGUUCAGUUGCCACCACAGGGACCACUGAUAUUUCAUCUGCAGCAGCCACAACCUCCGCCCAACUCACAGAGACGUCCAAGCCAUCCACAGUCCAACCAAGCACUUCAGCAAGCUCUGAGAAGCCCAGUUCUGCACCAGUAAGCACUGGCUCUCAAACAACUGGCAAGGAAACAGCAAGUACUGCUUUCGCCUCCACGGGGUCAACUGCACAGUCCAGCACUGCUUUAGCUGCCACCACGGGGACCACUGGAUUUUCAUCUGCGGCAUCCACAACCUCCGCCCAAGUCACAGAGACGUCCAAGUCAACAACAGUCCAACCAAGCACUUCAGCAAGUUCUGAGGAGCCCAGCUCGGCACCAGUAAGCACUGGCACUCAAACAACUGGCAAGGAAACAGCAAGUACAGCUUUCGUCUCCACGGGCUCAAGUGCACAGUCCAGCACUGCUUCAGCUGCCACCAUGGGGACAACUGGCAUUUCAUCUGCGCCAGCCACAACCUCCGCCCAAGUCACAGAGACGUCCAAGCCAUCCACAGUGCAACCAAGCACUUCAGCAAGCUCUGAGAAGCCCAGCUCAGCGCCGAUAAGCACUCAGACAUCUGGCUCGCCCUCCACCCUGGUGACGAUGACCACGCAAGAGGUCGCUUCUUCCACGCAAACGACAGGCAAGACAGCUGCAACUACAGCUUUUGCCUCCACGGGGUCAACUGCACAGUCCAGCACUGCUUCAGCUGCCACCACAGGGACCACUGGCGUUUCAUCAAGCUCUGAGAAUCCCAGCUCAACACCGAUAAGCACUCAGACAUCUGGCUCGCCCUCCACCCCAGUGACGACAGCCAUGCAAGGCACAGACUCUUCCACUCAGACAACUGGCAAGGAAACUGCAAGUACAGCUUUCGCCUCCACAAGCUCAACUGCACAGGCCAGCACUAGUUCAGUUGCCACCACAGGGACCACUGAUAUUUCAUCUGCAGCAGCCACAACCUCCGCCCAACUCACAGAGACGUCCAAGCCAUCCACAGUCCAACCAAGCACUUCAGCAAGCUCUGAGAAGCCCAGUUCUGCACCAGUAAGCACUGGCUCUCAAACAACUGGCAAGGAAACAGCAAGUACUGCUUUCGCCUCCACGGGGUCAACUGCACAGUCCAGCACUGCUUUAGCUGCCACCACGGGGACCACUGGAUUUUCAUCUGCGGCAUCCACAACCUCCGCCCAAGUCACAGAGACGUCCAAGUCAACAACAGUCCAACCAAGCACUUCAGCAAGUUCUGAGGAGCCCAGCUCGGCACCAGUAAGCACUGGCACUCAAACAACUGGCAAGGAAACAGCAAGUACAGCUUUCGUCUCCACGGGCUCAAGUGCACAGUCCAGCACUGCUUCAGCUGCCACCACGGGGACAACUGGCAUUUCAUCUGCGCCAGCCACAACCUCCGCCCAAGUCACAGAGACGUCCAAGCCAUCCACAGUGCAACCAAGCACUUCAGCAAGCUCUGAGAAGCCCAGCUCAGCGCCGAUAAGCACUCAGACAUCUGGCUCGCCCUCCACCCUGGUGACGAUGACCACGCAAGAGGUCGCUUCUUCCACGCAAACGACAGGCAAGACAGCUGCAACUACAGCUUUUGCCUCCACGGGGUCAACUGCACAGUCCAGCACUGCUUCAGCUGCCACCACAGGGACCACUGGCGUUUCAUCAAGCUCUGAGAAUCCCAGCUCAACACCGAUAAGCACUCAGACAUCUGGCUCGCCCUCCACCCCAGUGACGACAGCCAUGCAAGGCACAGACUCUUCCACUCAGACAACUGGCAAGGAAACUGCAAGUACAGCUUUCGCCUCCACAAGCUCAACUGCACAGGCCAGCACUAGUUCAGUUGCCACCACAGGGACCACUGAUAUUUCAUCUGCAGCAGCCACAACCUCCGCCCAACUCACAGAGACGUCCAAGCCAUCCACAGUCCAACCAAGCACUUCAGCAAGCUCUGAGAAGCCCAGUUCUGCACCAGUAAGCACUGGCUCUCAAACAACUGGCAAGGAAACAGCAAGUACUGCUUUCGCCUCCACGGGGUCAACUGCACAUUCCAGCACUGCUUUAGCUGCCACCACGGGGACCACUGGCGUUUCAUCUGCGGCAUCCACAACCUCCGCCCAAGUCACAGAGACGUCCAAGUCAACAACAGUCCAACCAAGCACUUCAGCAAGUUCUGAGGAGCCCAGCUCGGCGCCAGUAAGCACUGGCACUCAAACAACUGGCAAGGAAACAGCAAGUACAGCUUUCGUCUCCACGGGCUCAAGUGCACAGUCCAGCACUGCUUCAGCUGCCACCACGGGGACAACUGGCAUUUCAUCUGCGCCAGCCACAACCUCCGCCCAAGUCACAGAGACGUCCAAGCCAUCCACAGUGCAACCAAGCACUUCAGCAAGCUCUGAGAAGCCCAGCUCAGCGCCGAUAAGCACUCAGACAUCUGGCUCGCCCUCCACCCUGGUGACGAUGACCACGCAAGAGGUCGCUUCUUCCACGCAAACGACAGGCAAGACAGCUGCAACUACAGCUUUUGCCACCACGGGGUCAACUGCACAGUCCAGCACUGCUUCAGCUGCCACCACAGGGACCACUGGCGUUUCAUCAAGCUCUGAGAAUCCCAGCUCAACACCGAUAAGCACUCAGACAUCUGGCUCGCCCUCCACCCCAGUGACAACAGCCAUGCAAGGCACAGACUCUUCCACUCAGACAACUGGCAAGGAAACUGCAAGUACAGCUUUCGCCUCCACAAGCUCAACUGCACAGGCCAGCACUAGUUCAGUUGCCACCACAGGGACCACUGAUAUUUCAUCUGCAGCAGCCACAACCUCCGCCCAACUCACAGAGACGUCCAAGUCAACAACAGUCCAACCAAGCACUUCAGCAAGUUCAGCUUUUACCUCGACGGGGUCAACUGCACAGUCCAGCACUACUUCAGCUGCCACCACGGGGACCACUGGCGUUUCAUCUGCGGCAUCCACAACCUCCGCCCAAGUCACAGAGACGUCCAAGCCAUCCACAGUCCAACCAAGCACUUCAGCAAGCUCUGAGAAGCCCAGUUCUGCACCAGUAAGCACUGGCUCUCAAACAACUGGCAAGGAAACAACAAGUACUGCUUUCGCCUCCACGGGAUCAACUGCACAGUCCAGCACUGCUUUAGCUGCCACCACGGGGACCACUGGCGUUUCAUCUGCGGCAUCCACAACCUCCGCCCAAGUCACAGAGACGUCCAAGCCAUCCACAGUGCAACCAAGCACUUCAGCAAGCUCUGAGAAGCCCAGCUCAGCGCCGAUAAGCACUCAGACAUCUGGCUCGCCCUCCACCCUGGUGACGAUGACCACGCAAGAGGUCGCUUCUUCCACGCAAACGACAGGCAAGACAGCUGCAACUACAGCUUUUGCCUCCACGGGGUCAACUGCACAGUCCAGCACUGCUUCAGCUGCCACCACAGGGACCACUGGCGUUUCAUCAAGCUCUGAGAAUCCCAGCUCAACACCGAUAAGCACUCAGACAUCUGGCUCGCCCUCCACCCCAGUGACGACAGCCAUGCAAGGCACAGACUCUUCCACUCAGACAACUGGCAAGGAAACUGCAAGUACAGCUUUCGCCUCCACAAGCUCAACUGCACAGGCCAGCACUAGUUCAGUUGCCACCACAGGGACCACUGAUAUUUCAUCUGCAGCAGCCACAACCUCCGCCCAACUCACAGAGACGUCCAAGUCAACAACAGUCCAACCAAGCACUUCAGCAAGUUCAGCUUUUACCUCGACGGGGUCAACUGCACAGUCCAGCACUACUUCAGCUGCCACCACGGGGACCACUGGCGUUUCAUCUGCGGCAUCCACAACCUCCGCCCAAGUCACAGAGACGUCCAAGCCAUCCACAGUCCAACCAAGCACUUCAGCAAGCUCUGAGAAGCCCAGUUCUGCACCAGUAAGCACUGGCUCUCAAACAACUGGCAAGGAAACAACAAGUACUGCUUUCGCCUCCACGGGAUCAACUGCACAGUCCAGCACUGCUUUAGCUGCCACCACGGGGACCACUGGCGUUUCAUCUGCGGCAUCCACAACCUCCGCCCAAGUCACAGAGACGUCCAAGUCAACAACAGUCCAACCAAGCACUUCAGCAAGUUCUGAGGAGCCCAGCUCGGCGCCAGUAAGCACUGGCACUCAAACAACUGGCAAGGAAACAGCAAGUACAGCUUUCGUCUCCACGGGCUCAAGUGCACAGUCCAGCACUGCUUCAGCUGCCACCACGGGGACAACUGGCAUUUCAUCUGCGCCAGCCACAACCUCCGCCCAAGUCACAGAGACGUCCAAGCCAUCCACAGUGCAACCAAGCACUUCAGCAAGCUCUGAGAAGCCCAGCUCAGCGCCGAUAAGCACUCAGACAUCUGGCUCGCCCUCCACCCUGGUGACGAUGACCACGCAAGAGGUCGCUUCUUCCACGCAAACGACAGGCAAGACAGCUGCAACUACAGCUUUUGCCUCCACGGGGUCAACUGCACAGUCCAGCACUGCUUCAGCUGCCACCACAGGGACCACUGGCGUUUCAUCAAGCUCUGAGAAUCCCAGCUCAACACCGAUAAGCACUCAGACAUCUGGCUCGCCCUCCACCCCAGUGACGACAGCCAUGCAAGGCACAGACUCUUCCACUCAGACAACUGGCAAGGAAACUGCAAGUACAGCUUUCGCCUCCACAAGCUCAACUGCACAGGCCAGCACUAGUUCAGUUGCCACCACAGGGACCACUGAUAUUUCAUCUGCAGCAGCCACAACCUCCGCCCAACUCACAGAGACGUCCAAGCCAUCCACAGUGCAACCAAGCACUUCAGCAAGCUCUGAGAAGCCCAGCUCAGCGCCGAUAAGCACUCAGACAUCUGGCUCGCCCUCCACCCUGGUGACGAUGACCACGCAAGAGGUCGCUUCUUCCACGCAAACGACAGGCAAGACAGCUGCAACUACAGCUUUUGCCUCCACGGGGUCAACUGCACAGUCCAGCACUGCUUCAGCUGCCACCACAGGGACCACUGGCGUUUCAUCAAGCUCUGAGAAUCCCAGCUCAACACCGAUAAGCACUCAGACAUCUGGCUCGCCCUCCACCCCAGUGACGACAGCCAUGCAAGGCACAGACUCUUCCACUCAGACAACUGGCAAGGAAACUGCAAGUACAGCUUUCGCCUCCACAAGCUCAACUGCACAGGCCAGCACUAGUUCAGUUGCCACCACAGGGACCACUGAUAUUUCAUCUGCAGCAGCCACAACCUCCGCCCAACUCACAGAGACGUCCAAGCCAUCCACAGUCCAACCAAGCACUUCAGCAAGCUCUGAGAAGCCCAGUUCUGCACCAGUAAGCACUGGCUCUCAAACAACUGGCAAGGAAACAGCAAGUACUGCUUUCGCCUCCACGGGGUCAACUGCACAGUCCAGCACUGCUUUAGCUGCCACCACGGGGACCACUGGAUUUUCAUCUGCGGCAUCCACAACCUCCGCCCAAGUCACAGAGACGUCCAAGUCAACAACAGUCCAACCAAGCACUUCAGCAAGUUCUGAGGAGCCCAGCUCGGCACCAGUAAGCACUGGCACUCAAACAACUGGCAAGGAAACAGCAAGUACAGCUUUCGUCUCCACGGGCUCAAGUGCACAGUCCAGCACUGCUUCAGCUGCCACCACGGGGACAACUGGCAUUUCAUCUGCGCCAGCCACAACCUCCGCCCAAGUCACAGAGACGUCCAAGCCAUCCACAGUGCAACCAAGCACUUCAGCAAGCUCUGAGAAGCCCAGCUCAGCGCCGAUAAGCACUCAGACAUCUGGCUCGCCCUCCACCCUGGUGACGAUGACCACGCAAGAGGUCGCUUCUUCCACGCAAACGACAGGCAAGACAGCUGCAACUACAGCUUUUGCCUCCACGGGGUCAACUGCACAGUCCAGCACUGCUUCAGCUGCCACCACAGGGACCACUGGCGUUUCAUCAAGCUCUGAGAAUCCCAGCUCAACACCGAUAAGCACUCAGACAUCUGGCUCGCCCUCCACCCCAGUGACGACAGCCAUGCAAGGCACAGACUCUUCCACUCAGACAACUGGCAAGGAAACUGCAAGUACAGCUUUCGCCUCCACAAGCUCAACUGCACAGGCCAGCACUAGUUCAGUUGCCACCACAGGGACCACUGAUAUUUCAUCUGCAGCAGCCACAACCUCCGCCCAACUCACAGAGACGUCCAAGUCAACAACAGUCCAACCAAGCACUUCAGCAAGUUCAGCUUUUACCUCGACGGGGUCAACUGCACAGUCCAGCACUACUUCAGCUGCCACCACGGGGACCACUGGCGUUUCAUCUGCGGCAUCCACAACCUCCGCCCAAGUCACAGAGACGUCCAAGCCAUCCACAGUCCAACCAAGCACUUCAGCAAGCUCUGAGAAGCCCAGUUCUGCACCAGUAAGCACUGGCUCUCAAACAACUGGCAAGGAAACAACAAGUACUGCUUUCGCCUCCACGGGAUCAACUGCACAGUCCAGCACUGCUUUAGCUGCCACCACGGGGACCACUGGCGUUUCAUCUGCGGCAUCCACAACCUCCGCCCAAGUCACAGAGACGUCCAAGUCAACAACAGUCCAACCAAGCACUUCAGCAAGUUCUGAGGAGCCCAGCUCGGCGCCAGUAAGCACUGGCACUCAAACAACUGGCAAGGAAACAGCAAGUACAGCUUUCGUCUCCACGGGCUCAAGUGCACAGUCCAGCACUGCUUCAGCUGCCACCACGGGGACAACUGGCAUUUCAUCUGCGCCAGCCACAACCUCCGCCCAAGUCACAGAGACGUCCAAGCCAUCCACAGUGCAACCAAGCACUUCAGCAAGCUCUGAGAAGCCCAGCUCAGCGCCGAUAAGCACUCAGACAUCUGGCUCGCCCUCCACCCUGGUGACGAUGACCACGCAAGAGGUCGCUUCUUCCACGCAAACGACAGGCAAGACAGCUGCAACUACAGCUUUUGCCUCCACGGGGUCAACUGCACAGUCCAGCACUGCUUCAGCUGCCACCACAGGGACCACUGGCGUUUCAUCAAGCUCUGAGAAUCCCAGCUCAACACCGAUAAGCACUCAGACAUCUGGCUCGCCCUCCACCCCAGUGACGACAGCCAUGCAAGGCACAGACUCUUCCACUCAGACAACUGGCAAGGAAACUGCAAGUACAGCUUUCGCCUCCACAAGCUCAACUGCACAGGCCAGCACUAGUUCAGUUGCCACCACAGGGACCACUGAUAUUUCAUCUGCAGCAGCCACAACCUCCGCCCAACUCACAGAGACGUCCAAGCCAUCCACAGUCCAACCAAGCACUUCAGCAAGCUCUGAGAAGCCCAGUUCUGCACCAGUAAGCACUGGCUCUCAAACAACUGGCAAGGAAACAGCAAGUACUGCUUUCGCCUCCACGGGGUCAACUGCACAGUCCAGCACUGCUUUAGCUGCCACCACGGGGACCACUGGAUUUUCAUCUGCGGCAUCCACAACCUCCGCCCAAGUCACAGAGACGUCCAAGUCAACAACAGUCCAACCAAGCACUUCAGCAAGUUCUGAGGAGCCCAGCUCGGCACCAGUAAGCACUGGCACUCAAACAACUGGCAAGGAAACAGCAAGUACAGCUUUCGUCUCCACGGGCUCAAGUGCACAGUCCAGCACUGCUUCAGCUGCCACCACGGGGACAACUGGCAUUUCAUCUGCGCCAGCCACAACCUCCGCCCAAGUCACAGAGACGUCCAAGCCAUCCACAGUGCAACCAAGCACUUCAGCAAGCUCUGAGAAGCCCAGCUCAGCGCCGAUAAGCACUCAGACAUCUGGCUCGCCCUCCACCCUGGUGACGAUGACCACGCAAGAGGUCGCUUCUUCCACGCAAACGACAGGCAAGACAGCUGCAACUACAGCUUUUGCCUCCACGGGGUCAACUGCACAGUCCAGCACUGCUUCAGCUGCCACCACAGGGACCACUGGCGUUUCAUCAAGCUCUGAGAAUCCCAGCUCAACACCGAUAAGCACUCAGACAUCUGGCUCGCCCUCCACCCCAGUGACGACAGCCAUGCAAGGCACAGACUCUUCCACUCAGACAACUGGCAAGGAAACUGCAAGUACAGCUUUCGCCUCCACAAGCUCAACUGCACAGGCCAGCACUAGUUCAGUUGCCACCACAGGGACCACUGAUAUUUCAUCUGCAGCAGCCACAACCUCCGCCCAACUCACAGAGACGUCCAAGCCAUCCACAGUCCAACCAAGCACUUCAGCAAGCUCUGAGAAGCCCAGUUCUGCACCAGUAAGCACUGGCUCUCAAACAACUGGCAAGGAAACAGCAAGUACUGCUUUCGCCUCCACGGGGUCAACUGCACAGUCCAGCACUGCUUUAGCUGCCACCACGGGGACCACUGGAUUUUCAUCUGCGGCAUCCACAACCUCCGCCCAAGUCACAGAGACGUCCAAGUCAACAACAGUCCAACCAAGCACUUCAGCAAGUUCUGAGGAGCCCAGCUCGGCACCAGUAAGCACUGGCACUCAAACAACUGGCAAGGAAACAGCAAGUACAGCUUUCGUCUCCACGGGCUCAAGUGCACAGUCCAGCACUGCUUCAGCUGCCACCACGGGGACAACUGGCAUUUCAUCUGCGCCAGCCACAACCUCCGCCCAAGUCACAGAGACGUCCAAGCCAUCCACAGUGCAACCAAGCACUUCAGCAAGCUCUGAGAAGCCCAGCUCAGCGCCGAUAAGCACUCAGACAUCUGGCUCGCCCUCCACCCUGGUGACGAUGACCACGCAAGAGGUCGCUUCUUCCACGCAAACGACAGGCAAGACAGCUGCAACUACAGCUUUUGCCUCCACGGGGUCAACUGCACAGUCCAGCACUGCUUCAGCUGCCACCACAGGGACCACUGGCGUUUCAUCAAGCUCUGAGAAUCCCAGCUCAACACCGAUAAGCACUCAGACAUCUGGCUCGCCCUCCACCCCAGUGACGACAGCCAUGCAAGGCACAGACUCUUCCACUCAGACAACUGGCAAGGAAACUGCAAGUACAGCUUUCGCCUCCACAAGCUCAACUGCACAGGCCAGCACUAGUUCAGUUGCCACCACAGGGACCACUGAUAUUUCAUCUGCAGCAGCCACAACCUCCGCCCAACUCACAGAGACGUCCAAGUCAACAACAGUCCAACCAAGCACUUCAGCAAGUUCAGCUUUUACCUCGACGGGGUCAACUGCACAGUCCAGCACUACUUCAGCUGCCACCACGGGGACCACUGGCGUUUCAUCUGCGGCAUCCACAACCUCCGCCCAAGUCACAGAGACGUCCAAGCCAUCCACAGUCCAACCAAGCACUUCAGCAAGCUCUGAGAAGCCCAGUUCUGCACCAGUAAGCACUGGCUCUCAAACAACUGGCAAGGAAACAACAAGUACUGCUUUCGCCUCCACGGGAUCAACUGCACAUUCCAGCACUGCUUUAGCUGCCACCACGGGGACCACUGGCGUUUCAUCUGCGGCAUCCACAACCUCCGCCCAAGUCACAGAGACGUCCAAGUCAACAACAGUCCAACCAAGCACUUCAGCAAGUUCUGAGGAGCCCAGCUCGGCGCCAGUAAGCACUGGCACUCAAACAACUGGCAAGGAAACAGCAAGUACAGCUUUCGUCUCCACGGGCUCAAGUGCACAGUCCAGCACUGCUUCAGCUGCCACCACGGGGACAACUGGCAUUUCAUCUGCGCCAGCCACAACCUCCGCCCAAGUCACAGAGACGUCCAAGCCAUCCACAGUGCAACCAAGCACUUCAGCAAGCUCUGAGAAGCCCAGCUCAGCGCCGAUAAGCACUCAGACAUCUGGCUCGCCCUCCACCCUGGUGACGAUGACCACGCAAGAGGUCGCUUCUUCCACGCAAACGACAGGCAAGACAGCUGCAACUACAGCUUUUGCCUCCACGGGGUCAACUGCACAGUCCAGCACUGCUUCAGCUGCCACCACAGGGACCACUGGCGUUUCAUCAAGCUCUGAGAAUCCCAGCUCAACACCGAUAAGCACUCAGACAUCUGGCUCGCCCUCCACCCCAGUGACAACAGCCAUGCAAGGCACAGACUCUUCCACUCAGACAACUGGCAAGGAAACUGCAAGUACAGCUUUCGCCUCCACAAGCUCAACUGCACAGGCCAGCACUAGUUCAGUUGCCACCACAGGGACCACUGAUAUUUCAUCUGCAGCAGCCACAACCUCCGCCCAACUCACAGAGACGUCCAAGUCAACAACAGUCCAACCAAGCACUUCAGCAAGUUCAGCUUUUACCUCGACGGGGUCAACUGCACAGUCCAGCACUACUUCAGCUGCCACCACGGGGACCACUGGCGUUUCAUCUGCGGCAUCCACAACCUCCGCCCAAGUCACAGAGACGUCCAAGCCAUCCACAGUCCAACCAAGCACUUCAGCAAGCUCUGAGAAGCCCAGUUCUGCACCAGUAAGCACUGGCUCUCAAACAACUGGCAAGGAAACAACAAGUACUGCUUUCGCCUCCACGGGAUCAACUGCACAGUCCAGCACUGCUUUAGCUGCCACCACGGGGACCACUGGCGUUUCAUCUGCGGCAUCCACAACCUCCGCCCAAGUCACAGAGACGUCCAAGUCAACAACAGUCCAACCAAGCACUUCAGCAAGUUCUGAGGAGCCCAGCUCGGCGCCAGUAAGCACUGGCACUCAAACAACUGGCAAGGAAACAGCAAGUACAGCUUUCGUCUCCACGGGCUCAAGUGCACAGUCCAGCACUGCUUCAGCUGCCACCACGGGGACAACUGGCAUUUCAUCUGCGCCAGCCACAACCUCCGCCCAAGUCACAGAGACGUCCAAGCCAUCCACAGUGCAACCAAGCACUUCAGCAAGCUCUGAGAAGCCCAGCUCAGCGCCGAUAAGCACUCAGACAUCUGGCUCGCCCUCCACCCUGGUGACGAUGACCACGCAAGAGGUCGCUUCUUCCACGCAAACGACAGGCAAGACAGCUGCAACUACAGCUUUUGCCUCCACGGGGUCAACUGCACAGUCCAGCACUGCUUCAGCUGCCACCACAGGGACCACUGGCGUUUCAUCAAGCUCUGAGAAUCCCAGCUCAACACCGAUAAGCACUCAGACAUCUGGCUCGCCCUCCACCCCAGUGACAACAGCCAUGCAAGGCACAGACUCUUCCACUCAGACAACUGGCAAGGAAACUGCAAGUACAGCUUUCGCCUCCACAAGCUCAACUGCACAGGCCAGCACUAGUUCAGUUGCCACCACAGGGACCACUGAUAUUUCAUCUGCAGCAGCCACAACCUCCGCCCAACUCACAGAGACGUCCAAGUCAACAACAGUCCAACCAAGCACUUCAGCAAGUUCAGCUUUUACCUCGACGGGGUCAACUGCACAGUCCAGCACUACUUCAGCUGCCACCACGGGGACCACUGGCGUUUCAUCUGCGGCAUCCACAACCUCCGCCCAAGUCACAGAGACGUCCAAGCCAUCCACAGUCCAACCAAGCACUUCAGCAAGCUCUGAGAAGCCCAGUUCUGCACCAGUAAGCACUGGCUCUCAAACAACUGGCAAGGAAACAACAAGUACUGCUUUCGCCUCCACGGGAUCAACUGCACAGUCCAGCACUGCUUUAGCUGCCACCACGGGGACCACUGGCGUUUCAUCUGCAGCAGCCACAACCUCCGCCGAAGUCACAGAGAUGUCCAAGUCAACAACAGUCCAACUAAGCACUUCAGCAAGUUCUGAGGAGCCCAGCUCGGCGCCCGUAAGCACUCAGACCUCUGGCUCACCCUCCACCCCGUUGACGACUGUCACUCAAGAGACCACGGGAACCACCGAUGUUUCAUCUGUAGCAGCAACAACCUCAGCCCAAGUCACAGAGACGUCUAAGCCAACAACAGUCCAACAAAGUACUUCAGCAAGCUCUGAGGAGCCCAGUUCGGCACCGGUCAGCGCUCCACAGGCCGGCACUGCUUCGGCUGGCACCACAGGGACUACUGGUGUUUCAUCUGCCGCAGCGAUGACUACAGCCCAAGUCACAGAGACGUCUAAGCCAACAACAGUCCAACCAAGCACUUCAGCAAGCUCUGAGAAGCCCAGCUCAGCGCCAGUUAGCACUCAGACUUCUGUCUCACCCUCGACCCUUGUGACGACGACCACGCAAGAGACCACUUCUUCGACGCAGACGACAGGCAAGACAACUGCAAGUACAGCUUUCGCCUCGACAGGGCCAAUUCCACAGGUCAGCACUACUUCAGCUGAAACCACGGGGACCACAGGCAUUUCAUCUGCAGCAGCCACGACCUCAGCCCAAGUCACAGAGAUGUCCAAGUCAACAACAGUCCAACCAAGCACUUCAGCAGGCUCUGAGGAGCCCAGCUCGGCGCCAGUAAGCACUCAGACAUCUGGCUCGCCCUCCACCGUGAUGACUACUGCCACGCAUGAGACCAUGGGGACCACUGGCAUUACAUCUGCAGCAGUCACGACGUCAGCCCAAGUCUCAGAGACGUCCAAGCUAACAACAGUCCAACGAAGCACUUCAGCAAGCUCUGAGGAGCCCAGUUCGGCGCCGGUAAGCACUCAAACCUCUGGCUCGCCCUCCACCCCAGUGACAAUGUCCACGCAAGGCACUGCCUCUUCCACGCAGACGACUGGCAAACUAACUGCAAGUACAGCUUUCGCCUCCACGGGGCCAACUCCACAGGCAAGCACUGCUUCAGCUGCCACCAUGGUGACCACCGGCGUUUCAUUAGCGCCAGCCACGACUGAAGUCACAGAGACAGGACGCACGUCACCUCACUCAGCGAGCACAACUAAGGGGCCUAUUUCCACACCAAUUGUUUCUCAGUCUACAUCUUCAACAUCUCUCACUUCUACAACCUUUCCUCUUCCUGUCAGUAGCUCGACUACUAAAACUUUGAUUACAUCAACCCAAUACUUUACAUCGCCACAAUCUCAUCACUCAAGUCCCUCAUCUGAUGUUCCCACAUCCACAAGUUUCACAUCACAGACACAUCCAACCACACAAUUCUCAGAACCCACUAGUUCAAGUCAGUCACAGACUUCAUCCACCAGAGUCACAAGUGCCAUACCGACCGUCUCAGAAACGUCACCUGGAAUCAUUAGCACUUCCAAAGUCCCUCUUCACACAUCCACUUCAGUGCAGUUCUCCACAUCAUCUUUUCAUCCAACAUCUUCUGAUGCUACAACUACUUUGGUAACCUCUGGACAGUCCCACACCCAGUUCCCAACAGUCACCACUCAAAGUACUCCACCACCACAAAAUUCAUCUGUCACCUCAACCUCACACUUAACAACAACACCUGUGUGUCCAGAGGAGGAAUGUCAGUGUAAUGGCGCACCGUGUUCUUUCAAUGCUACGUUAGGAAAAUGUCAGUGUGACUGCAAUGAAGAUCUCACCUUUGGGAGCUCUUGUCAGUAUGGUUUCAAUGAAACCAAUGUGAUAUUAGAUAAUAAUGGAAUUCCACCAAGGAAAGCAAAUUUUUCACUGAGAAUUAUAAGGGAUUUCAAUUUGACAACCUCAGAUAAAGCAGCUCUUAUUGAGAUUCUGGAAGAAGAGCUCACACCUCUUUUCCGACAAGCUGAUCCUCUGAGUUUCCAGGACUUCAGAAUAUUCAGAUUAAGGCAAGGAAGUAUUAUUGCAGAUGGUGUUGCACGAUACAGGUAUCACAACAAUGAAUCACAAAUAAACUUCCUUAAUGAACAGUUGGGAUCAAAAUUAGAAAGUGUUGUAACUCAACAAGGUGCUUUCAAAAACCUGAGUGAAGCUCUUGGAAAUGUUGCCAUUGAAGAUCCAACACUCACAAUGGCAGAUACUGAUAUAAAGAACCUUAUGGAUCUGAGGCCAUACAUUUCCUGCCACAUAGAAUUUAGUAACUACUCAAUUGAGAUUUCCGAAGGAGGCUGGAAAUGUGUAGGAUCUUGUUUUGCAAAUCCCGGCUACUGUAAUCAACAUGGAGAGUGCUUCAAUAAAAAGAGUGGGCCAGUUUGCCAGUGUUUUGAGUCCUUCCUUGAGUCAUACUAUGGGCCGCAGUGUGAUCUAUUUCGCCGGGGAGUAGGAUUCUAUGCCAUACUCUUUGGAUGUCUGUCAGCAGGCCUACUCUUGCUCAUAGUCAUUGUAAUUGUCAUUGUGGUUCUACGUAGAGGCCAUGGCAGAUCAUGGUUUGCAGACAAGAGGCUCACAAGUUUUGAAACCUUUGACGAUGACGUGUUCAACUAUUCAAAUAGAGGACAUUAUAGAAAUUUUCUGGUUCGACUUCCAGGUAGACAAGAUGGAGUGUACAGUAUUGAAAACGACGUGUCUGUGUCAGAUGAAAUAAGCCGUGGAGUAUUUCGGCCGCGCUUAGAUCUGGUUGACACAACACUCGAUAUGAGGAUAAACCGUCCAGACAUGAGGGACAUGAAGAACUUCAACCUAAAGCAUUGAUGCCAAAGACACCUCUAUGUAACCUCAACAUUAUAUAUAUAUUUAUUACCAACAUUAUAUAUAUAUUUAUUAUAGCCAUAAUUAUUCUGGUCUAAGGUAACUACUAAUACACAGCACAUAUUUAUAUUUACUCUAAACAACCUUCUGUAAACCAACUGUACUGUCUACGCUGCACUAUAUUUCUUGUCCUGUUUAUGCACCUGUCUACUUUUUUGCACUACUGGUUAGAUUAAAACUGCAUUUCUUUGUUAUUGUACUUGUACUCUGCACAAUGACAAUAAAGUUGAGUCUAAUCUAA